AAUUGUGUUCAGUUUCAGUUACAACCCACUUUUACUAGACACUAUGAAGUCAACUGCAUGUAUGUUGGCACUGCUUAUUUGUGGCGUUAACAUGUUUUGUGUCUUUAGUAGGUGUUUAGAGCCUCCUUGUCCACCUGGUAAGAAGACAGACAAUCCGAGAGGUACUUGCUGUGUUUUUCCUUUCACCUACGGAGGAAAAACCUACAACGCUUGUACUAUGGACGAUCAUAGCGGAUUAUGGUGUUCACUUACUGCUGCUUACAGUGGAUCUUGGGCUAACUGCGUCGGCCCAUGCUACAGGAGACCUUGUGAGAAUGGAGGAGUCUGUACAGAAACCAAAAAUGAUUCGUACAGCUGCGAGUGUGCCGUGGGAUAUUCUGGAGACAAUUGUGAAAUAGUUGGCCCAUGCGCUAAGAAACCUUGCCAAAAUGGAGGAAUCUGCACCGAAACAGGAAACAACUCACGCAGUUGCCAAUGUGCUGUUGGAUAUUCUGGAGAAAAUUGUGAAAAAAAGCUGCCAUGUCCACCUGGCAAAAAAACUGACGAUCCGCAAGGUGCCUGCUGUUUUCUCCCUUUUACCUAUGGAGGAACGACCUACAACGCUUGUACCAUGGCCGCUCAUAGCCGAUUGUGGUGUUCGUUAACCGCUACUUACAGCGGAUCUUGGGCUAACUGCAUCGGUCCAUGCGACAACAACCCUUGUCUGAAUGGGGGAGUCUGUACAGCAAACAGAAACGACUCGUAUACCUGCAAGUGUGCUUCAGGAUAUUCUGGAGGCAAUUGUGAAAUAGUGGGCCCAUGCGCUAAGAAACCUUGUCAAAAUGGAGGAAUCUGCACCGAAACAGGCAACAACUCGCGCAUUUGCCAAUGUGCCGUGGAAUAUUCUGGAGAAAAUUGUGAAAAAAAGCUGCCAUGUCCACCUGGCAAAAAAACCGACAAUCCGCAAGGUGCCUGCUGUUUUCUCCCUUUUACCUAUGGAGGAACGACCUACAACGCUUGUACCAUGGCCGCUCAUAGCCGAUUGUGGUGUUCGUUAACCGCUACUUACAGCGGAUCUUGGGCUAACUGCAUCGGUCCAUGCGAUAACAACCCUUGUCGGAAUGGGGGAGUCUGUACAGCAAACAUAAACGACUCGUAUACCUGCAAAUGUGCUUCAGGAUAUUCGGGAGGCAAUUGUGAAAUAGCGGGCCCGUGCGCCAAGAAACCUUGUCAAAAUGGAGGAAUCUGCACCGAAAUGGGAAACAACUCGCGCAGUUGCCAAUGUGCCGUUGAAUAUUCUGGAGAAAAUUGUGAAAAAAAGCUGCCAUGUCCACCUGGCAAAAAAACCGACAAUCCGCAAGGUGCCUGCUGUUUUCUCCCUUUUACCUAUGGAGGAACAACCUACAACGCUUGUACCAUGGCCGCUCAUAGCCGAUUGUGGUGUUCGUUAACCGCUACUUACAGUGGAUCUUGGGCUAACUGCGUCGGUCCAUGCGACAACAACCCUUGUCUGAAUGGGGGAGUCUGUACAGCAACCAAAAACGACUCGUAUACUUGCAAAUGUGCUUCAGGAUAUUUAGGAGGCAAUUGUGAAAUAGCGGGCCCAUGCGCUAAGAAACCUUGCCAAAAUGGAGGAAUCUGCACCGAAGCAGGAAACAACUCGCGCAGUUGCCAAUGUGCCGUUGGAUAUUCUGGAGAAAAUUGUGAAAAAAAGCUGCCAUGUCCACCUGGCAAAAAAACUGACAAUCCGCAAGGUGCCUGCUGUUUUCUCCCUUUUACCUAUGGAGGAACGACCUACAACGCUUGUACCAUGGCCGCUCAUAGCCGAUUGUGGUGUUCGUUAACCGCUACCUACAGUGGAUCUUGGGCUAAUUGUGUCGGUCCAUGCGACAACAAGCCUUGUCUGAAUGGGGGAGUCUGUACAGCAAACAGAAACGACUCGUAUACCUGCAAAUGUGCUUCAGGAUAUUCUGGAGGCAAUUGUGAAAUAGCGGGCCCAUGCGCUAAGAAACCUUGUCAAAAUGGAGGAAUCUGCACCGAAAUAGGAAACAACUCGCGCAGUUGCCAAUGUGCCGUUGGAUAUUCUGGAGAAAAUUGUGAAAAAAAGCUGCCAUGCCCACCUGGCAAAAAAACCGACAAUCCGCAAGGUGCCUGCUGUUUUCUCCCUUUUACCUAUGGAGGAACGACCUACAACGCUUGUACCAUGGCCGCUCAUAGCCGAUUGUGGUGUUCACUCACUGCUUCCUACAGUGGAUCCUGGGCUAACUGCGUCAGUUCAUGCGACAAGAAUCCUUGUCAGAAUGGAGGAGUCUGUACAGAAACCCAAGAUAAUUCGUAUAGCUGCAAAUGUGCCGAGGGAUAUUCUGGAGCCAAUUGUGAAGUUACUGCAGACGGGUGGAGGUCAGAGGGAUGCUUCAAAGUACUCAAGAAGGGGGAGAAAAUCGACUUUGAUGAAAGAUUCGCAGACUUCAAGGCCAUCGGAGAAAUGAAGUGCGAUGUUAAAACGGCGUUUGAACUUUGUAAAGUUGCAGCGGAGGAGAAAGGUUACGAGAUGUUUGGCGUCUUAGGUGUUAGAGAAAUGAAGACGGGGAGAAGCUGAGUGAAGAAAAGCAUCAAUGCAAGAAAAUGUGUGAAUGAAAAGAAUAAAUAUACCCGAGAUUCCGUAAAAAAUGAGGUUAAUGUAGAAGUUUAGAC
Molecule: messenger RNA, 2673 nt
Organism: Pocillopora verrucosa
Lineage: Eukaryota; Metazoa; Cnidaria; Anthozoa; Scleractinia; Pocilloporidae
Source: RefSeq, a predicted model, not a curated record